GGAGAAAGGUGCAGGUGGCUGGCCGCUUUCGAACCUGGAUACCUGAGUCCCACUGCCAAGAUAUUAAUUCCUUACCAGUUGGUCUCCCUGGCUAAUUUAACACCUCUAAUCUAUCUCCCAAACCCCGCAUUCGUAGGGAACGCCAGUUCCUCAUUUCACAUCUCAGAUAACCCACUCAGCUCCACAUCUCAGAUAACCCACUCAGCUCCACACCAACGUCCGGUUAGACAUGCCGGUACACCGGAUCGGCUUCACAGAACUUUCUGGCAGUCAUGGCGCCAGGGACGGACUGUACCGGGUCAACAUCAUCUUUGUGCACGGCUUGCGAGGGCAUCCGCAACACACAUGGGAGGACAACCGGGGCAGGGGCAGUGUGCACAGGGGCAGCGUGGAGAGAGUCAACAAGAACGUGGGAACGGCGACGUCACGUAAACGAAGUAUCUUGAAGUCCCUCUUCAAGUCCAAACCAUCGUCCUCAGCCUCAAUUUCGACCACGACCUCGACUGCCGACAGUAAUACGACCGAAGAGAGCCCUAACAAGCUGUUCUGGCCCGAUGAGUACCUUACACAAGAUAUUCCCGAGGCGAGAGUAUGGACAUAUGGUUAUAAUGCAGAGGUAAUCGGCGGGUUGUUCCAGGCAAACAACAAGAACAGCGUGUCGCAGCACGGUCGAGACUUUGCAGUGCGCGUCGAGCGGGAGAUCCCAAACGAGGACCCGAUCUUAUUCGUGGCGCACAGCCUUGGUGGCAUUAUCGUCAAAGAUGCGAUACGCCGAUCGGAUGCGUGUCGUGCGCGAACGAAACUAAUCGUCUUCCUUGGCACGCCUCAUCGAGGGAGUGCGUUUGCAGAAUGGGGCGACAUCGCGUCGAAUCUAGCUCUUCUGGGACUGCAAGAUUCAAACAAGAAGAUCAUCACGACGCUGGAGGUGAAUAGCGAGGUCUUGGACAAUAUCCACGAGGAGUUUAAGACUAUCGCGGACCAGUCUCAAAUUCGGAUCCACUCGUUUCAGGAGGCACGGGGAAUAUCAGGCAUGAAGGGCUUGCACAAUAAGGUUGUAGACGAUUUCUCCUCGAAGCUCGAUCUGCCGCGAUCUCUCGAGACUGUCGAGAGUAUCGACGCAAACCACAUGCAGAUGGCCAGGUGUAGUGAUAGGGCAGAUCCACAGUACCGCACCAUUGUUGGCGUACUCCAGCAGUUUAUACAUCGUAUGGCUCUUGAUGAAACCAGCCUCCAGGAAGAACCGUCGACAGCAUCCAGAGUCGAGGUUAGUAUGGUAGAAACGGGAGGCGGCUCCAACAUGAUAUUGACGAACCCUGCUACUCUGCCUUGCCACUACAUUCCGCUCCCAGAGAACCGGCGCUUCGUCGGACGGAAUAGGACGCUAGACACCCUCAAAGCGAUGCUGUUCAUGCGCAAGGAGUCGCGGAAAGCCGCCAUUGUCGGCCUAGGCGGUGUCGGCAAGACCCAGGUCGCCCUACAGUUGGCAUACUGGACAAAGAAACACCGGCCCGAGUUCUCCAUCUUCUGGGUACCGGCAUUAAGCAGCGCGACCUUUGAACAGGCCUUUGCCGCGAUGGCUAGGAAACUCCCUAUCCAAAGCGGCGGCGAUGACGAUGAUCUUAAACAGUCCGUGCGGCGGUACCUGAGCUCCGAGGCGGCCGGGCCAUGGCUUCUCGUGGUGGACAACGUGGAUGAUAGCGAUAUUUUCUUUGGCUCUGCAGGUAUGCCGGGCAGCAUUAGCGAGUACCUUCCUGAAAGCGACGAUGGCCUCACCCUGUUCACAACACGGUCUCGAGAAGUAGCUGUGUCGGUUGCUGGGAGCGAUGUAAUUGACCUGUACGAGAUGGACCUGCUGGAGGCGGCUGAGUUCUUGGAGAAGUCGCUAAUCUACAAGGAUAUGCUUCGCGAUGAAGAGGCGGCAGCACAGCUGCUAAAGGAGCUUACCUACCUUCCCCUAGCGAUUACACAAGCGGCGGCCUAUAUUAAUAUAAAACAGGUACCCCUUGCCGAGUAUGUCGAGUUGCUGCACGGCACUCAGCAGGACAUCAUCGGCCUGAUGAGCAAAGAGUUUCGGGACAAUACUCGGUACCCAGGGUCUCAGAAUGCGGUGGCGACAACGUGGCUCGUAUCGUUCGGCCAGAUCCGCAAGUCCAACAACGCUGCCGCCGAUCUGCUAUCGUUUAUCUCGUGCAUCGAGCCCAAAGGAAUACCUCAGUCGCUGUUCCCCAGCUCCGAGUCGACUGAGCAGCUGGUCGAUGCAAUCGGGACGUUAUGCGCGUACGCCUUUCUAACCAGGCGGGGGGACAGCAAGGUAUUCGACAUGCACAGUCUAGUACAUUUGGCAACACGAAUCUGGGCUCAGCGAGAAGGCCUGACGGCAACGACGGAGGUAAAGGCGACUCGACAUCUUGCAACAGUUUUCCCAUCUGACGACUACGGAAAUCGCAAUGUAUGGAGAGAGUACCUUCCGCAUGGUCUCAGGGUAUUGCAGCACAGCAAAGAGCUUGAUAUUAAGGAGAGGUGCGAUCUGUUGUUCUGGAUUGGACGGUGCUUGAGAGCGGAUGGACGGAUCAAGGAAUCUACUAAGAGUUUGGAAGAGGCUUGCCAAUGGAGGAUUCGUCAUUUCGCCGAAGACCACCCCUCCCGGCUCGCGUCGCAGCACGAACUCGCAACAGCCUAUCAAGCCAACGGCCAAGUCAAAGAGGCCGUAGAGCUACUCGAGCAAGUCGUCACCAUUCAAGCCAAAACCCUCGCCGAAGAGCACCCCUCCCGGCUCGCGUCGCGGCACGCACUGGCAACAGCCUACCAAGCUAACGGCCAAGUCAAAGAGGCCGUAGAGCUACUCGAGCAGGUCGUCACCAUUGAGGCCAAAGCCCUCGCCGAAGAGCACCCCUCCCGGCUCGCGUCGCAGCACGCACUGGCAACAGCCUACCAAGCCAACGGCCAAGUCAAAGAGGCCGUAGAGCUACUCGAGCAGGUUGUCACCAUUCGAGCCAAAACCCUCGCCAAAGAGCACCCCGACCGGCUCGCGUCGCAGCACACACUAGCAAUAGCCUACCAAGCCAACGGCCAAGUCAAAGAGGCCGUAGAGCUACUCGAGCAGGUUGUCACCAUUCGAGCCAAAACCCUCGCCAAAGAGCACCCCGACCGGCUCGCGUCGCAGCACACACUAGCAAUAGCCUACCAAGCCAACGGCCAAGUCAAAGAGGCCGUAGAGCUACUCGAGCAGGUCGUCACCAUUCAAGCCAAAACCCUCGCCGAAGAGCACCCCUCCCGGCUCGCGUCGCAGCACGAACUCGCAAGAGCCUACCAAGCCAACGGCCAAGUCAAAGAGGCCGUAGAGCUACUCGAGCAGGUCGUCACCAUUCAGGCCAAAACCCUCGCCGAAGAGCACCCCUCCCGGCUCGCGUCGCGGCACGCACUGGCAACAGCCUACCAAGCCAACGGCCAAGUCAAAGAGGCCGUAGAGCUACUCGAGCAGGUCGUCACCAUUGAGGCCAAAGCCCUCGCCGAAGAGCACCCCUCCCGGCUCGCGUCGCAGCACGCACUGGCAACAGCCUACCAAGCCAACGGCCAAGUCAAAGAGGCCGUAGAGCUACUCGAGCAGGUUGUCACCAUUCGAGCCAAAACCCUCGCCGAAGAGCACCCCUCCCGGCUCGCGUCGCGGCACACACUGGCAACAGCCUACCAAGCUAACGGCCAAGUCAAAGAGGCCGUAGAGCUACUCGAGCAGGUCGUCACCAUUCAAGCCAAAACCCUCGCCGAAGAGCACCCCUCCCGGCUCGCGUCGCAGCACGAACUCGCAACAGCCUACCAAGCUAACGGCCAAGUCAAAGAGGCCGUAGAGCUACUCGAGCAGGUCGUCACUAUUCAAGCCAAAACCCUCGCCGAAGAGCACCCCUCCCGGCUCGCGUCGCAGCACGCACUGGCAACAGCCUACCAAGCCAGCGGCCAAGUCAAAGAGGCCGUAGAGCUACUUGAGCAGGUCGUCACCAUUCAAGCCAAAACCCUCGCUGAAGAGCACCCCUCCCGGCUCGCGUCGCAGCACGAACUCGCAAGAGCCUACCAAGCCAACGGCCAAGUCAAAGAGGCCGUAGAGCUACUCGAGCAGGUCGUCACCAUUCGAGCCAAAACCCUCGCUGAAGAGCACCCCUCCCGGCUCGCGUCGCAGCACGAACUCGCAAGAGCCUACCAAGCCAACGGCCAAGUCAAAGAGGCCGUAGAGCUACUCGAGCAGGUCGUCACCAUUCGAGCCAAAACCCUCGCUGAAGAGCACCCCUCCCGGCUCGCGUCGCAGCAGUGGCUCGCCUACAUAUUGGAAGCUGCAGAUUCCGAUAAAGCUAGAGUAUAA
Messenger RNA from Podospora bellae-mahoneyi, 4351 nucleotides. RefSeq lists its product as uncharacterized. Bases 230 to 4351 code for a protein of 1373 amino acids. The transcript is spliced from 6 exons. The record is from RefSeq and is a predicted model, not a curated record. Lineage: Eukaryota; Fungi; Ascomycota; Sordariomycetes; Sordariales; Podosporaceae. Gene Ontology annotation, molecular function: protein binding; ADP binding.